ACACACACACACACAUUGUGAGGUGUUCCUGUUCCUGAGGGUCUGUAGAUCCACUCAGUGAGGCAGUGAAGCUGAUGAGGAGAGAAGGGAGCUGCUGAAGAGGUUUAGACUGGGUCUGAGGAGGUGCAGAAGGAGGAGAAGAAGGGUACACAGAAGAGGGUAGAAAACAGGAGGUGAGAGAAGAGAGAAGGUGGAGGAGAAGAGGCAAACUGGAGGAGGGAGAGAAGAAGAGGAGUUAAGCAGGAGCACGGAGAGAAUAGCAAUGUGACUGUGAAGGAGGUGAUUGAAAAGAGGAGAAGUGUUCACAGACUUCUGUGACUCUGGGAGGAAGAACAGGAGAAGAAGAAGAGGAAGAGGAGCAGCAGAUGACUGCAGAGAGAGUUAAUAAACACUUGAACUGUGUUUGAGGAGCAGAUCUGAUCUUUGAUGAUGGGCUGCUGUCUGUUUGUUUAUUAUCGGAAGAAGAGGAAGCAGACAAGCAGGGAUGCUGACUCUCUCAGUCUCUGCAGUCUGGACAUCAAUGAGCCCAGCACCAAACGCAGUAAACUUGUAUCCAGGGUGACGUCUCUGGCCAGCCUGCUGCCUCCCGUCAAGACUGCGCCGCUGAAAAGGAUUGGACAAACUCUGCAGCGCUCCAUCAGUUUUCGUAAUGUGAGUCAGAUGGAGAGAGCCGCCCAUCCUCCUCUCUCCUCCUCGACAAUGAAGACACGUGUUAUCUCAGCGACGGUUUCCAACCCUUCCUCCUCCUCAUCUGUGACUGCGACACGGGUUUCUACGGCAACAGCCCCAGCUGCCAAGCGCCGUGACAGCAAGCUCUGGAGCGAGACGUUUGACGUCCGACUGGGAGCAACGCAACCUCUGAGCCCAAAAGAGAUAAAACGACAAGAGGCUAUAUUUGAGUUGGCUCAGGGUGAGCAGGACUUGGUGGAGGAUCUGAAGUUGGCUAAGAAGGCCUACCAUGAUCCAAUGCUGAAGCUGUCAAUCAUGACUGAACAGGAGCUGAACCAGAUCUUUGGUACUCUGGACUCACUGAUACCUCUGCAUGAAGAUCUACUGAGCCACCUCCGAGAUGCCAGAAAACCUGACGGGUCCACAGAACAUGUGGGACACAUUCUGGCUGACUGGCUGCCCUGUCUCUCUUCCUACACUCCAUACUGCAGUAACCAGGUGAAGGCCAAGGCCUUGUUGGACCAGAAGAAGCAGGAUCGACGGGUCCAGGACUUCCUGCAGCGCUGUCGUCAGUCACCUUUUAGCAGAAAGUUGGACCUGUGGAACUUUCUGGACAUCCCCCGCAGCCGACUGGUGAAAUACCCACUGUUGCUCAGGGAGAUCCUGAAGCACACGCCCAAUGACCAUCCGGACCGGCAGCACCUGGAUGAGGCGAUGCUCAUGGUUCAGAGUGUGGUGGCAGACAUCAACAGGCGGACGGGGGAGUCUGAGUGUCAGUACUACAAGGACCGUCUGUUGUACUCGGAGGACGGGCAGAGGGACGAACUCAUUGACCGGUCCAAAACUCUCAGCUGCCAUGGAGAACUGAAGAACAACAGAGGACUCAAGCUCCACGUGUUUCUCUUCCAGGACGUCCUGGUUAUCACCAGGUCCAUCUCUCUCAAUGACCAGCCAGUCAGUUAUCAGCUCUGCCGCCAGCCAAUCCCCAUCCGGCAGCUGGACUUGGAGGACCUAUUAGACGGAGAGAUGAGAGUGGGCGGGUCCAUCAGAGGAGCCUUCAGUAACAACGAGCGGACAAAGAACUUCUUCCGGGUUUCGCACCGUGCUGGAGGUCAGCUGCAGAGCCACUGCUUCCAGGCCAGUGACGCCUUCAACAAACAGCAAUGGAUCAACUGCAUCAGACAAGCCAAGGAAGCCGCAGCACUGACAGGAGACCAGCCACCAGAGAUGGGACAAUGUCUGGAGACGGGGCUGGGUGGACAGAUAGGGUCGCUUAGUGAAACGGUUUGUCUGACUUUGUGCCGUGAUUCAGGGCUUGAGGAUGAAAAAGUGAUGUGGGGGGAGAUGGAAACAGGGCUGUGUUUGGAAGGAGACGGAGGUGUGAGCAGAGAGAAAGAUGUCGGCUUGGGUAAAGAGGCGGCUAGGGUGAUGGAGACAGGUUUGGGUGUGGACGAUGGGAUGGGAUUAGAUGGAGAAACAGGGUUGGACGGUGAGACAAAGCAGACGAUUAGUGAGACAGAGACAGGUGUGGAGAUGCAGACAGGGCAGGGUGUAUGUGGGGAGAUGGAGGCAGAACCUGGAGCCAUAGAUGGAGGAGGAGAUAAAGAGACUCUCAGCGGAGGUGAUAAUGACAUUCCCACCUCCCGUAUGUCCUCUGCUCAAGAGGAGGAGGAGAGGGAGGUGAUGGAGGAGGAGCAUACAGGAGCUGAGGAGAGGGAAGAGGUUGGUAUGGACACCGGUGAGGUUGACUCACUCCAGUACGAGGAGCUGACCCACAGGUGCUGAUGACAGGACCCAGCACAAAAAGGAUGAUUGUCAUCAGACAUUAACCAUGCUCAGAGAUGGUGCCAUGCUCCUUUGAGGCACAUACCGCAGCAACGUUUUUCACGGUUCCUCAGGCAACUUCCCACACAUGGACAGCGCAAAUUUACUGAUACGGCUCUUAAUUUUUAUCUGACUAAGUAGCUCAAAUUCUGAUACAACAAAGAGGACUGUUUGUGAUGCUCAGAAGAAAAUGUAUUUGGUUUUUAUUGCCUUUUGAAAUAGUAUUUUUGGGCCAGUGUCAUGACCUGCAGUUCCAACUGUGACCACUAUGCCAAAAAUUGCCUCACAGCCCAACUCUGGUCCUGUGGCUUUUUUGUCAGGUUACUAUGGCUACCGCAGUACCACCACAUUACUAUGGUAACACCGUUCACCAUGCAAGAGUAAAAGUAUUUUCCCAGCUUGUUUGAUCCCAGCUUAUUUCUUCAUAACAUUAGCAUUAUAUUUUGCACAUGACCUGCCUUUAGACAAGCCGGUUUGCUGCCAAACGUCUUAAUGAAUUCAAAACUGUCAGCUGUUUGUGCUGUUAAAGUGAUCCUGUGGAGUAGAGUGACCAGCGCUAGGCUAUGAGCAGGUUGUUUGUAUCUCGUGCUCAAGGAUGUACAUUGAGAAAAACAGUGUAUUUUAAUGAUAAACCCUGAAUGUAAAAAUCAACUUCCACAGGGCGUCCUUUAAAAAGCACUGUUUGUUUUAAUUUGUUGUGUGGAGAAGAGACAUAAUUUAUGAACUUCUGCUAUUUGCUGGAACAGUCAGAUUUUCAGGAAACCUCUGCCACAGUUCUGUAGUAAACAAAGUCAGCAGCUUUCUCAGGUAAUACACACAAAGGGUAUGAGGUGAAAUUUAAUAAAUCAGCUUUUUGCAUUUAACACUACACAUUAAUGAUAAUGAAUCAUUCUUGCAGCUGUAACUGCCACUGAGCACUAAUGCAAUAUUGAAAAAUAUAAAACUGAGCGUGGUAUUCUCACAUUGUGAGUAUUGGUCACUUACCUAAAGAGAUAAUGCAGACUCUGGCAAGAACUAUGCAAGUUGGAGUCAAAACCACAGCCCUUUCAAAACCAGUCACACCGUAAUCAUCUCAAAUUCUUUCAGAUCAAAGAUUUCUUUGUUCUCUUGACUUAACUGGAAAUCAGUUGUAAUGUCUAAAAAACACUGGAAAAAACAAAGCUAUGCCCCCAGUUUUAGGAGGAAAAAAUGCAAUCUGGACUAGAAUGUAAUUGUUCUAUUUGCCUCUGACAUUGCAGAAGGUAGAGAUAAACCUAAAAAGUCUAGGUUGGCUUGUUCAUCAUAAAUAGACAAGGCUUUAAAUAAAAGAGUGGCAGAAGAUGUGAGGAAAACGCAGAGGCUGAUGAGCCUUUAAAGUGGAGUGAGAUGAGAUCAUGGUGGUGCAUUGUGUAGGCCAAACCAUGAUUUUUCUGUAAAACAGCUUUAAUUGUCAGUUGCCUCAAACUAACAUGAAUCGAUAUUUGUUUUUGCUUUUUAGUCUCUUUUUGCUCCUUGUUUUGGUUUUAUUGCACAUUUACUGAUGACUGUGAUUUAAUAUCAGUGUUUUCAGCAGCAGGAGGCAGCUGUUUUCAGCUAAACGGGCACUAAUAAACUGACUGUAGACCAACUGCUCAGCACCAAACUACAGACAGACAAAGUUAGAGACAAGCUGAUAAAGAAAGGGGCAUGCCUAAAAGCUAAACCCUUUUUUCAGGAAUUGGUGGGAGGCAAAAACAGAACCUAAAUGGAGAGUGAAUAUUGGACACAUUGUCAUUUACACACUGCUAACAUGCUAGUGAUAUGAAGUGGUAGCUGUUUACUUGUUUGAUGUUUCUCUAUCUAGUUGCCAAAACCUGAUUGAAACAGUGUUUACAAUAGUUAUCAUUUACACAGGAAUAUUGAAACUGAAAAAUGUUGUCAGUGUGUGAAAAAUGUUUAAGUUCACCAUGUGGUUUGAUUUUUCCUUCAAAAGAUAAUUUUCUAAUCCCAGAAUAGUUUUUCAUGAAUAGGAAACAUGGUUACCGAUCAAGUAUUGGCAUUUUAGCCUGUAGUGUUGUUCAGUGUUUUAUUGUGGCAGUCAGAGAAGUCCUGAAGGAGCCUGUUGUGUAUGUACUGUAUGUAUGUAAAGAAUGUAUAUUAAGUCUAUCUGUAUAUGAAUGUAGGAACAAAGCCAAGCGUGAAAUAUGACUUGUGUCAAGACAAUCAGUUUGAUGUUAUAAAUGACAAUUUUCAGGAUAGUUUUGAUGCUGACAUUGCUAAUGAUUAUGAUUAUGAUGGAUUAAGGCUACCACAGACAGUUUCCUGUUUAUAAGACAUAGAUAAUGUCUCAAAUAAAACUUGUGCAUUGUGUUUGCUGUCCUUAUUCUGUUCAGUAAAACUAAAAAGGUGAUUUUUAGUUGAGGUAUCAACUAAUGUGUGGAUUGUCACAGCACCAAAGCACCAAUAAAAUGUGAUA
This is a messenger RNA of Larimichthys crocea (large yellow croaker), 4927 nucleotides long. RefSeq names its product Rho guanine nucleotide exchange factor (GEF) 3 (gene arhgef3). Gene Ontology annotation, biological process: positive regulation of Rho protein signal transduction; intracellular signal transduction. The coding region runs from base 427 to 2454 and encodes 675 amino acids. Gene Ontology annotation, molecular function: guanyl-nucleotide exchange factor activity. The record is from RefSeq and is a predicted model, not a curated record. NCBI's taxonomy places the organism in Eukaryota, Metazoa, Chordata, Actinopteri, Sciaenidae. The transcript has 11 exons.